GUCAAGAACCUCGGAGCGUGACUGCCCGCUGUAUUUGCAUCGACUCCGGCGAAAGGGAAAACACAUUCAAAUUCAUGGAAGGAAUUACAAUGUGCUAUUUUUAAGUGAAACCACAUCAGACAUAUAUGGAAGUUUCGGAAGAUGAUUUCCUGAAAACAAACCUCUUCAAGGUCAGAACAUGGGCCGAUCAAAUGAAAAGAUGAAGAUUAUAAUCCCAGUCCUCAGAUGCCAAAUCACUGUGUGACUGUGAGAAUGCAACUCAGUCACUUCUUGAGGUUCUUGACUUUUUAUAUCAGUAGCUUCUUGGCUCAGCAAAGUAAUACACAGUCGUGGAGUUCACCCAUCACUAUUCGCACUGUAGGAACAAAGAGUGUAUUGAUUGUUUUUGGGAAGUGCCCAGUUAUAACUUCCUUUUAAUGUAACUGGCAUCUUCCAAUUGGAUUGUUUUAUUGGAGAGGAAGUUAAAACAUCAAAACUCACCUCUGUUUUCACCUUUAACCUUGCUUUAACUUUAAUGUGAUGAUCAUAAAGUGUAUAAAUAUUCCUGACAAGUGAUCACAAUCCUGGAACCCAGGUGAGAAAUGAGGUCGCCGUAUUUUUUCCCCAAGGUUUCCUGUGUACUUCCUUGAAGCAUUCACAUCCCGUCUUACCGACACCCCUCCCUCUCUCUGUUUCUGACUAUAUAAGACCCUCCCUCCUCCCCUCCUCCCACACCACUCUGUCUAGUUCUUCUUUCCCAGAUCUCUGAAGACCCGCACAGAGCCAACUGCGACUUGCAGGGCUGAUCAAGUUUCUGCAGGAGCGUUGGCGCCACAAACCGCUCAACGAAGGUCAUUGAAACUGGACUUCAGGCUCGAGCCAUGAAAGCUUGCUCCCAUGAGUUGGUGGCUUCAUAACCCAGUGGUCGGAGCCCAUACGAGUUCAUCCUCUUAAGCGGUCGUCAUGGGUCCAUGUGAGCGUGGUCAGAGGUGGUGGAGCAUCGCUACAGUGGGUGUGUUACUGGUGCAGCUCAGCCAGGCCCAAACCAACCCACUGCAGGCUUCCUGUUUACCUGACCGCAUCCAGUAUGGCAUCGCCUACCCUAACUACAACGACACAACUGGCAAGAACCCAGCUGCCUCCUUCAUAUCUGCGCCAGUGCAGUCCUUCCUCCGCACAGUGCAGCCAAGGCCCUUCCCUAAAGAUCUGAUCCAAGAAGUUUACCAGGACAUCCCGAAAAUCACAUCAGAUCAAGCAGUCAUCCGAAAAGUACUGCAGUAUGAAAUUGGUUUCCUGGUGUGUGCGGCUAUCGGAGUCCUGUACAUCGUUCUGAUGCCCAUUGUCGGCUUCUUCCUUGCGUGCUGCCGCUGCUGUGGCAACUGUGGUGGGAAUAUGUAUCAGGAGCAGACAGCAGCAAUUCAGUGUCGCAGAAGAACCCUCUACUGGAGUCUGCUCGUCACCACCGUCAUUAUCUUCGCUGGCAACAUUUGCAUGUACAGAAGUAACCAGGCUCUGAGACAAAGCGUGGAAGAUGGUUUUCAGGACGUCAACCACACCCUGGACAAUGUUGGAACAUUUGUCAACGCUUUGCCAAAGCAAGCGAAUGGUGUUCUAGACGAGAGUCUUAAGGUUAUAAGAGUUGUGACGGAGAACAUUGAUGCUGUCGGGCCUCAGUUGGGAUCGGCUAUCCAGGGGCGUAUUCGAGAGGCUUUGGAUCCAACUUUGGAAUCUGUGCGAUACAUGGAUGAGGAGACUAAAAAGGUUGACCGGCAAGUGAAAGAUUUGAACUCCAUGUUGAAGACGCUGGAGGACAACAUGCGUGACCACCAGACCAGUCUGGAUGCAGUGAAAAGUGACCUCAAUGCAAUCGUGUCGAAGCCCGAGUGCGUGCGCUGCAGCGAGAUAAACGUGGAGCUCACUCUACCUGACUACAAACAUAACACCAGUAUGUCACAAUUCCAGUCUGCACUGGAUAAAGUCAUCGAGGUCAACCUCACGUCCGUCAUCACAGAGGCGCUGACCCACGUGAACAGCAUCCCUGAGACAGUGGCCGUGGAGACGCGUGACGUCGCUGAGAAGACCAAGAGGGAGCUGGAAUUGAUCUCUGACCUGAGUGGCCAAAUUGACCUGUCGUUCUUGUCCAGCGUGGACGACAUGCUGAAUCAGGCGUCCAGAGAAAUUCACAAAGCAACGCCACUGGUGGAGAAAGCUGAGCAGAUCAGAUGGAAAGUGACCAUCGCUCUCUGUUGUGUGGUCCUGCUGGUUGUGGUGUGCAACAUCCUGGGUCUUGUUCUGGGCCCGGUGGGUCUACAGCAUUCAGAAGAUCCGACAAAAAGAUCUCAAACAGCAGACUGUGGCGGCACGUUCCUGAUGAUGAGCGCAGGCAUCAGCUUCCUCUUCUCCUGGCUCUUCAUGAUCAUCGUUCUUGUUCUCUUCAUUCUGGGCGGGAAUGUUUACACUGUUCUCUGUCAGCCCUGGAGCGAGGGAGAGCUUCUGGAGUUCGUCGACAGUUUAGACCUUGUUUCUCAGCUGAGCUUUACCACGGCUUCUGGAGAUCAAAUCAAAUUCAACAUUUCAGGCGUCUACAGUGACUGUCAAAAGAACCAGCCUGUGUGGUCGACUCUACAUUUGGACCAGGUUGUGGACCUGGAAACUCUGUUGAACAUUUCUAAAUACACCAGUGGUAUCAAGGAGGAGUUUGAGAAGUUGGACUUCAGCCUGUCAGAUUUCACGCUGAUGACCCCGACGGUCAAACAGGAGCUCAACAAAAUCUCCGCUGAAAGUGUUGACUUCUCUGCAUUCAGACAGCAGAUGAGCAACAUUAGUGGUCUAAAUCUGAAUUCUACUGCGGACCAACUUGAGCAGCUCGCCAACACUCAAACAAACAGCCAGACAAAGGCAGAGCUAUUGGCCCAGGCUGAUAAAAUACGGCAGAUUCAGAGCAGUAUUGAAAUGACGACGUUCCCCCUGCUGCAACGAAUGGAGUCAACCAUGAUUGACCUUGAAACCACCGUAAACAAAUUAAAGGGUUUGGUCACUGAGAUCCUAAAGCGUGUAGAUGCUACACAAACAUUCCUCAACACACAAACUUCCCAGAUCGUGAAGACCGAGAGCAAGGAGUUUCUGAACUGUCAGCUCAGCUACAUCGUCGCUUACAUGAACUGGGCCAGAACGGCGAUCACUGAGAAAGUGGGUCAGUGUGGGCCGGUGGCAAACGCUGUGGACUCUGUGGAGACCGUGGUCUGCUCCAACCUGACUGAGUCUCUGAACGCCUUUUGGUUCAGCCUGGGAUGGUGCCUCAUCUUCUUCAUUCCCAGCAUCAUCUUAACCAUCAAACUGGCCAAAUAUUACAGAAGAAUGAAAUAUUCUGACGUCCACGAGUAAAGACGGCAUCAAGUCAGUCGUCAGCUAACAUGACGACAAGCUGCUGCUGAUGCUGCACCAAUAUGUGGCAGAACACUGUUACUCAAAUAUUGUCGCUCACAUUUCACUGUCCAUGCUGUCUGACCGAGUCAGUGGGAAUGAAGGGAAUUUGUUUUGAUGUUGUUUGAUGUCUGCUUUUCAUUUUUAAAUAUUAGUUGAAAGUUUAAGAAGAAAACCUCUGUGAUAAAUUCUGCCUAUUUUUGUAUGUUUUAUAAAUGUUUUUUUAAAGCUGAUUUGAAUGUUUUUGUACACACUGGUGAAUACUGUAAAUCUGACACUGCACUUUACUUGAUUUCUGCUGGAAUAAAA
Synchiropus splendidus (mandarinfish) is the source of this 3711-nucleotide messenger RNA. RefSeq names its product prominin 2 (gene prom2). Bases 943 to 3363 code for a protein of 806 amino acids. The transcript has 25 exons. Lineage: Eukaryota; Metazoa; Chordata; Actinopteri; Syngnathiformes; Callionymidae. The record is from RefSeq and is a predicted model, not a curated record. Gene Ontology annotation, molecular function: cholesterol binding. Gene Ontology annotation, cellular component: microvillus; cilium; cell surface.